AUGGCGCGUUUGCUCUUUGCUCUUACCCUAGCAGCUGCCGUGGCUGAUGAGUGCCCUUUGGAAGGCUGCGAGGAGGCCGGGCUGAUGCAGCUCCAGGGCAAAAAGGAGAACGUGGUGCAUGAGGCUGACCAGGACCGUCCACGUCGUGAUCGACGAGAUAGCCGCUACGAAAGCUAUCACCACUACAAACAGUACAGCUAUGGACCUUCGCCACCUACUCGGCAGUCGACGACAAGUGAACCGGCAGACCCCUCGACGACAACUGCAACACCGGCGCCCCCGCCGCCACUGAAAUGCGAGGAUGCUGAGCCCCAAGCUCCGCGCAAUGUCAGCUGCGGCUUUGUUGGAGAGAAGAAGGCCAGAGUCAAACCUUUGGAUUCCGACUCCGUUAUCAAGUUCAUCCAGUGCAACCUCCACUUUCACUUGGGGGCGGAGCACCUCAGUGCUGGUGAAUAUGAUCUUGACUCUCCACCACCAGGAACUGAAAAGGCCUCAACGGUUACGCCUGGAAAGUUCUGCAGCGUUUGCGACAUCCCGCCCGUGCAGCUUGAGCCAUAUGAAUUUGAGUAUUGCAAGAAUGUCUCAGUGGGCAACACCUACGAAUUCCACUGGGUCUUCUCGACCGGCGCCCCGCUGGUCGGCUUGCGUGACGAUGGCGAGGAGGGCCAGCUGGGCAUCACUGAUGGCUUGGGCGGUGCCCUGAACCGAACGAACAACCCAAAGGUCAUCGUGCGUGGCCAGGCUUGCCGCAUCAUCAACAACGCCUCGCUUGACACGGAGGCAAAGAUUGAAGCGGACUAUGCAGACUUCCUCACGCAGUGGCGCACGCCACCCGCAGGGCAGGGAGUUCGAUACAUGGGCUCCACCACUGGCGACGCCUUCAACGACGAAGUCUGUUCACCGAUCGAAGUGAAUUGGCAUAUGGACACCAAGUGCUGCACACUGUCGGCUCAGGCCUUCGACAGGACUUGCAAGGCAAUGUACGAUGAGGGCUUGCGCGACGACCUGAAGCCGAAAGGUUCUCGGGCCCCGGUGUCGGCAGCAAAUUCAGCGAAGGUGGUCUUUCCGCUUAGUGAGCCCACGUGCAGCAACUAG
Effrenium voratum is the source of this 1095-nucleotide messenger RNA. The record is from the annotation of a GenBank genome assembly. NCBI's taxonomy places the organism in Eukaryota, Dinophyceae, Suessiales, Symbiodiniaceae.